AUGUUUUGUUGUUUAGGUAGAAAAAAAUGGGAUAAUGAGAUAGAAAAAGCUAAUAAAAAAAAGGAAAUGGUAGAAAGAUUCAUACUACAAAAUUGUAAAUCUAAUGAUUAGGUAAUAAUUAAAUUUGAUAUUGAGGAUUCAUUGGAUGAAACAAUUGAUAAAAGUAAUAUUAUUAUAAUUGAUUAUGAUAAUAAUAAGUAUGAAAAGAAACCAUGGUCAGGAAUUGAAUGGCAAAUGAUUAUACAAACCAAGAAUUUUAACUAAAUUGAAUUGUAAAUUUGACUCACUAAUUUGAGAGAUGAAUUAAAAAGAAAUAUAAGAUUUGGGAUUUUAUCUAAUUUAAGACCCGCUACCUGGUUUUGGAUGACGGAUAUAAAAAAUACUUAAAUGAAAAAACAUACUUCAAACAUAUAUUAAAAACUAAAAUCUUGCGAGUCUUAAUAUGAUUCGCAAAUAUUUAAGUGUAUCAAGCAAUUAGAUAAAAAAGUACAUUUAAUCUAACUUUAAGUACAAUGAUUUGAUUUUUGAUAUCUUAAGAGCUUAUGCUAACUACGAUGUAGAAGUUGGAUUUAUUAAAGGGAUUGAUCAAAUAGUUGAAUAUUUAGUAUAAUAAUUGAAUCCAUAACAAUAUAUUAAUAUUGAUUACUCUUUCAAUUAAUUCAAUAGAAUGUGUGAUUUUUAUGAAUAAAUGGUUUUUUGGAUGACUACUCACAUAUUAUUCCAUUUGAAUUACAGAAGAAUUUUAAAAUAAAAUGUGAGUUUUAUAGAAACAGAAAAGUUUCAAAACACUCUUAUGCCUUCAAUCAAACGCUUGGUUGAAUAAAUUAACAUUUAAAUAAGUAAAUUAAUAGAAGUGCCUUUGUUAUUUUACUUUCAAAAACAACUAAAAAAAGAAGAUUUUAAUAAAUUAUUUGAUGUCUUUCUUUUUGAAGGAGAAUGUAAUUCUAUUAUUUAAUUUAGCAAUAUUACUGUAAAUAUUAUUGAAAUUCUUAAAAAUAUCAGAAGAUUUGAUCUGUUAAUUUUAAACAGAAGAAGAUUUAUAAAUAUUCUUAAAUUAAACUUUAAUUCCAUAUGGGAUUUCAAAGAUAGAAAAGACGAAUUAAAAAUUAAUGAAUUUUCUAUUUUGA
Paramecium pentaurelia is the source of this 1127-nucleotide messenger RNA. The record is from the annotation of a GenBank genome assembly. Lineage: Eukaryota; Ciliophora; Oligohymenophorea; Peniculida; Parameciidae.